ACAAUCCUAGGAGAAACUCAUGAAGAGGAGGAUGAGAUACUUCCACGCAAAGAUUAUGAGAGUUUGGAUUAUGAUCGCUGCAUCAAUGACCCAUACUUGGAAGUUUUGGAGAGCAUGGACAACAAGAAAGCCCAGAGAUACGAAGCAGUGAAGUGGGUGAUGGUUUUUGCUAUUGGAGUCUGCACAGGACUGGUGGGCCUCUUCGUGGAUUUCUUCGUACGGCUCUUUACCCAGCUCAAAUUCCGGGUGGUACAAAGCUCGGUGGAAGAAUGCACUGAGAAAGGUUGCCUUGCCCUGUCCUUGCUGGAGCUGCUGGGGUUCAACCUGACCUUUGUUUUUCUUGCCAGUCUUCUGGUCCUGAUCCAACCUGUAGCAGCUGGAUCAGGAAUUCCUGAAAUUAAGUGCUACCUCAACGGGGUGAAGGUUCCAGGAGUUGUGCGUCUCCGGACGGUGGUAUGCAAAGCUAUGGGAGUGCUCUUCAGUGUGGCAGGAGGUCUUUUUGUCGGGAAGGAGGGUCCAAUGAUUCACAGUGGUGCCGUCGUUGGUGCGGGUUUGCCACAGUUCCAGAGCAUCUCUUUGAGGAAGAUACGAUUUAACUUUCCCUAUUUCCGCAGUGACAGGGAUAAAAGGGACUUUGUGUCUGCUGGAGCUGCUGCAGGGGUUGCGGCCGCCUUUGGAGCCCCAAUUGGGGGUACUCUCUUCAGCUUGGAAGAAGGUUCUUCCUUCUGGAACCAGGGACUUACAUGGAAAGUGCUUUUCUGUUCCAUGGCUGCCACCUUCACCCUGAAUUUUUUCCGCUCUGGGAUUCAGUUUGGAAGUUGGGGGUCUUUCCAGCUCCCUGGGCUGCUGAACUUUGGGGAGUUUAAGUGCUCUGAGUCUGAUAAGAAAUGCCACCUCUGGACAGCUGUGGACUUGGGCUUCUUCAUUCUGAUGGGGAUUGUAGGGGGCCUUCUCGGAGCCACCUUCAACUGCCUGAACAAGAGACUUGCAAAGUACCGCAUGCGGAACGUGCAUCCCAAGCCAAAGCUGGUCAGAGUCUUGGAGAGCCUGCUGGUGUCGUUGACUACCACGGUCGUGGUCUUUGUAGCCUCCAUGGUUCUGGGGGAAUGUCGGCAGAUGUCUUCUACCAGUCAUCAUGGCAAUGACACUCUGAGCCUGCAGGGUAUGUCAGAGGAUGUGAAUUCAAGCAUCAAAACUUUUUUCUGCCCAAAUGAAACCUACAAUGACAUGGCCACACUCUUCUUCAACCCUCAGGAGUCAGCUAUUUUGCAGCUCUUCCACCAGGACGGUACUUUCAGCCCAGUCACACUGUCCUUGUUCUUCCUUCUCUAUUUCUUACUCUCCUGCUGGACGUACGGGAUCUCUGUGCCCAGUGGCCUUUUUGUGCCAUCACUGCUUUGUGGGGCUGCCUUCGGACGCCUGGUCGCCAACCUCCUCAAAAGCUACAUUGGCCUGGAUCACAUCUACUCAGGAACCUUUGCACUCAUCGGGGCAGCAGCAUUCCUGGGAGGAGUGGUCCGCAUGACAAUUAGCCUGACUGUCAUCCUAAUUGAAUCCACCAACGAGAUCACCUAUGGGCUCCCAAUAAUGAUCACCCUCAUGGUAGCCAAAUGGACAGGAGACUUCUUCAACAAAGGCAUCUAUGACAUCCAUGUGAAUUUGCGGGGAGUGCCUCUUCUGGAGUGGGAAACAGAGGUGGAAAUGGAUAAACUACGAGCCAGCGAUAUCAUGGAACCCAACUUGACAUAUGUCUACCCACACACCAGGAUCCAGUCCCUUGUUAGCAUCCUGCGCACAACUGUCCAUCAUGCCUUCCCUGUUGUGACUGAGAACCGAGGCAAUGAGAGGGAGUUCAUGAAGGGAAACCAGCUGAUAAGUAACAACAUCAAAUUCAAGAAAUCUAGCAUCCUCACCAGAGCCGGAGAGCAGCGCAAGCGUAGUCAGUCCAUGAAAUCCUACCCCUCAAGUGAACUGCGUAACAUGUGUGAUGAGCACAUAGCAACAGAGGAGCCGCCAGAAAAGGAGGAUCUGCUCCAACAGAUGCUAGAGAGAAGAUAUACUCCCUACCCCAACCUGUACCCUGACCAGUCUCCUAGUGAAGAGUGGACCAUGGAGGAACGCUUCAGACCUCUGACCUUCCAUGGCUUGAUCUUGCGCUCACAGCUCGUCACCCUCCUUGUCAGGGGUGUUUGUUACUCCGAGAGCCAGUCGAGUGCAAGUCAGCCUCGUCUGUCCCAUGCAGAGAUGUCGGAGGAUUACCCCCGCUAUCCAGAUAUCCAUGACCUGGACCUCACGUUGCUGAACCCUCGCAUGAUAGUGGAUGUCACCCCGUACAUGAACCCCUCGCCCUUUGCCGUCUCUCCAAACACUCACGUGUCACAAGUCUUCAACCUGUUCCGGACAAUGGGACUCAGACAUUUACCAGUUGUGAAUGCAGUUGGAGAGAUUGUUGGGAUAAUCACUCGGCACAACCUGACCCACGAAUUUCUGCAGGCAAGACUGAGACAACACUAUCAGACCAUUUGA
Molecule: messenger RNA, 2526 nt
Organism: Eurypyga helias (sunbittern)
Lineage: Eukaryota; Metazoa; Chordata; Aves; Eurypygiformes; Eurypygidae
Gene: CLCN6
Product: chloride channel, voltage-sensitive 6
Exons: 22
Biological process (GO): transmembrane transport; chloride transport
Cellular component (GO): lysosomal membrane; intracellular membrane-bounded organelle
Molecular function (GO): voltage-gated chloride channel activity
Source: RefSeq, a predicted model, not a curated record